AUGGCGUCACUCGAAGCUGCCAUUGACGAAGAGAUGAGGGAGGUGAACAAGCUCCUCGAGGGCAGCCAAAUUUCUGGACCGCGUCGUGCAGAGAGUCCAGUCGCACGCGCACAAAGUCCCGGCUCGGCUGCCUCGCCCUCGCGCAUGCGCAGCAUGCUAGACAUUGAUACUCCGGCGCAGCGCAGGAGCUCCAGCCGCGGAAGUACUGGCAUCCCCUUCGCCAUGCCCAAGUCACCGCGUCGAGUGAAUCCCGAGUCGGCUUACAAGUUCGAAAUGCUGCCCUCCAUCGACGCACACGCUAUGCCGAAGCGAGUGUCUCAAGGUGGCAAGCUGGAUGCCGCCGCGAAGCCUCGCGCCAUGUCUUCUGUAUACGGCAACUCCAGUGGCUUUCUAGGCAACUCAAACUCAAGGGAUAGACACAACUCUGCGAGUGGGCCCUUGAGCAGGUCCAAGUCUGGUUCACCUGGCCCUGGUCGGUCUGCUUCUCCAGCAACGCGCAUGCUGAACCCGACGCAGCCCGCCUCGAAACUGAACAAUACCUUCGUGACAGACUCGGGCAAGAGUAUAGACAUGGACCAAGCAUAUCGCAAACUUUCCGACUCCGCUCUGGCACGCUCCGAGGGUGGCUUGUCUUCGCUUCCCAAUCGUAAAGGCGUUGAUCCUGUCAAGGGCACUGCCACCGCGCCAGGCGGGGGUGUGCGUCUUGCGACAGACGACGACGGUGAUGACAGUGCUGCUGUUGAGAGCAGCGACAACGCUUCAGACAGCUCAGAUUGGGAUGAUGGCUGGAAAAAGACGAAGCCAAAAGAGCGAGGUAGACAGCGGUCAAGGAAGUCGUCUGGAGGUACCGACAGCAUGGGCAGAGAAGUCAUCACCGCUAAGAGUCUGCUGGCUGCUGCUGAGCAAGAGCGUCGAGAAGUUGCAGUUUCCUACAAAGUGCGAUCACUACUCGACCCACAAAUCAACGUCACUGGCCCGAACGGCGAGAGGAUGACAAGGAAGAACUCAUCAGGGGUGGUACAUCCCCAUACAAGUUUCGACCAGGGCGGUUCAGGUCUCUCGACCCCGGUUCAUUCAGAUCACGAGGAUGAGCUUGCCGAGAUCAAAUCAGCUCAGCAGCUUUCUUUGAACAUUUCGCCUAUCCAAUCAAGCCCAGAAGCCCACCGCUGUGUUCGACAAAUUAUCAGGGGUGACUAUGUUCAAUUUGCCGAAGAUGCGAAGAACGGGUUGAGAAGACAGCGUGUAUACCUGGUGUCUACCGAUCUUAGCGACGAAGCAGCAUAUGCUCUGGAGUGGACAAUCGGCACCGUUUUGCGAGAUGGCGAUACACUCCUAGCAGUUUACGCCGUCGACGAGGAAACGGGAGUUGCAACGACUGAUGCUUCUGGUGCACCCAUCAGUCAAGGCACUACUGGACGACUGGAGUCAGAUCAUCUCAAAAGGACGCUGUCGAACCACGACGGGUUGCCAACAGCAAGGCCUGGGUUCUCUGCCUUGUCCAGCUCUAUAAUGGCGACGGAAGCCAAUGUGGGUGCCAUGGGAAAGGCAGAGAAAGACAGGUACCAGGCAUGUGUCGAGGUGUCUGACCGCUGCGUCAAGCUUUUGAGGAAGACGCGACUACAAGUACGAGCUGUUGUCGAAGUGUUCCACUGCAAGAGUCCAAAGCAUAUGAUAACUGAAGUGAUCGAUUUCUUGGAACCCACCCUUGUAAUCCUUGGCUCACGAGGCCGCAACGCGCUGAAAGGUGUUCUUCUCGGAUCUUUCAGCAACUACCUGGUAACCAAAUCAUCGGUACCAGUCAUGGUUGCGCGGAAACGACUCCGGAAACACAGCAAAUACAAACGGCAAAACGUCCGCAUGUCCAACGUCAUCGCAGGCUCCAAUGACAGGCUCGCAAAUGCAAAGAUCGAUUAA
Molecule: messenger RNA, 1914 nt
Organism: Alternaria burnsii
Lineage: Eukaryota; Fungi; Ascomycota; Dothideomycetes; Pleosporales; Pleosporaceae
Product: universal stress protein
Exons: 4
Coding region: 1-1914 (637 amino acids)
Source: RefSeq, a predicted model, not a curated record